AUGGUUUCAGGUGUAUCCAAGGUGGUCCCAGGUGUGUUCAGGGUGCUCACAGAUGUAUCCAAGGUGGUCACAGGUCAGUCCUACGAGAUCCGGAUGUUGGACAACAGGAAACUGGGGGAGCUGCCGGAGAUCAACGGGAAGCUGGUCAAGAGCAUCUUCCGGGUGGUUUUCCACGACCGGCGGCUCCAGUACACGGAGCACCAGCAGCUGGAGGGCUGGAGGUGGAACAGGCCCGGGGACAGGAUCCUGGACAUCGAUAUCCCGAUGUCCGUGGGGAUCAUCGACCCCCGCGCCAACCCCACCCAGCUCAACACCGUGGAGUUCCUGUGGGACCCCGCCAAGAGGACCUCGGUCUUCAUCCAGGUGCACUGCAUCAGCACGGAGUUCACGCUGCGCAAGCACGGGGGCGAGAAGGGGGUCCCGUUCCGCGUGCAGAUCGACACCUUCCGCGAGAGCGACAGCGGCGACUACACCGAGCACCUGCACUCGGCCAGCUGCCAGAUCAAGGUGUUCAAGCCCAAAGGCGCCGACCGGAAGCAGAAGACGGACCGGGAGAAGAUGGAGAAGAGAACGCCCCACGAGAAGGAGAAAUACCAGCCCUCCUACGAGACCACCAUCCUGACCGAGUGCUCCCCCUGGCCAGAGGUCUCGUACGUCCCCACCGCGCCGUCCCCGGGGUUCAACAGCAGCUCCCACAGCGGCUUCUCCCUGGGGGAUGGGCUGGUGAGGCCCCGCCUGACCAUCUACGUGUGUCAGGAGUCGCAGCAGGUGAGGGACCCCCAGCACGAGCCCGACGAGGGUGACGGCAGCGCCGGGACCUUCUUUGUGUACCACGCGGUGUACCUGGAGGAGCUGACGGCGGCCGAGCUCUCCGAGAAGCUGGCGCAGCUGUUCCGCGUCUCCGCCCACCAGAUCCAGCAGAUCUACAAACAGGGACCCACCGGCAUCCACGUCCUGGUCAGCAACGAGAUGAUCCAGAACUUCCCGGACGAGUCCUGCUUCGUGCUGGACACCAUGAAAGCCGAAAGCAGCGACAGCUACCACGUCAUCCUCAAAUAGGGGCACCUGGAACACCUGGGACAGCUGGAGAACAUGGAGAACAUGGAACAGCUGGAGAACUUGGGACACCUGGAGAGCAUGGAACA
Molecule: messenger RNA, 1145 nt
Organism: Empidonax traillii (willow flycatcher)
Lineage: Eukaryota; Metazoa; Chordata; Aves; Passeriformes; Tyrannidae
Product: transcription factor CP2-like
Exons: 11
Coding region: 1-1059 (352 amino acids)
Biological process (GO): positive regulation of transcription by RNA polymerase II
Cellular component (GO): nucleus
Molecular function (GO): RNA polymerase II cis-regulatory region sequence-specific DNA binding; DNA-binding transcription activator activity, RNA polymerase II-specific
Source: RefSeq, a predicted model, not a curated record